Pestalotiopsis fici W106-1 is the source of this 471-nucleotide messenger RNA. RefSeq lists its product as uncharacterized. Bases 1 to 471 code for a protein of 156 amino acids. NCBI's taxonomy places the organism in Eukaryota, Fungi, Ascomycota, Sordariomycetes, Amphisphaeriales, Sporocadaceae. The record is from RefSeq and is a predicted model, not a curated record. The transcript has a single exon.
AUGCAUAGCAUCACCACUUUCAUCUGCCCUUUGGCCAUUAUAUCCCUAUCUACUGCGCUGCCAGCACCAAUCAUAAACCCAUGCCCUGCGCCCAAGAGCGUUAGCCCCAGCCUUCCAAUUGAUAGUCCUGGUGCCAUUGUCCCAGCAAUCACUACCAUCGCUUCUCGGGACAGCGACAACAGCCCCGACAGCCGAGACGGUGAUGUCAACGAGGAAAAUGAUCAAGACGACGAGGAUGAGGAUGAGGACGAGGACGAGGACGAGGAUGAGGACGAGGAUGAAGACGAAGACGAAGAUGGACCAAACAAGGGAGCUAUCGUAGGGGGCACACUAGGUGGAGUAGCAGCCUUGGCUACUAUCGUUGGUGCCUGGCAAUGGCAUAAUAUCCGGAUCAAGAUCAAGAAAACCAAGACGCAGUCAAAGUUGCCCAAGCUGCAAGGACAAGGACAAGGACAUCAACAAAACUCUUAG